UAACAAAAAAAAAAAGCUACCAAUUCAAAUUGCAAAACUGGAGGGAACAAACAAAUCUCUCUAACUUCAUCUUCCUCAUCACUCUCUCGAUUCCAAACCCUACCUUCUUCUUCCAAUGGCGGAAACCCUAAGUCCUACCAAACACCGUCUCCCAGUUGCUGCACGCAUCCAAUCUCCCACCAGCCCCUUCAUCUUAGGCUCCAAUGACGACCAGCUCGAACGCGCUCAAGCACGUGCAGCACGCGCCGCUGCAAUCCGCCGCAAGAAUCUCCCGGUUUCGCAAUCUCUCGAGGCCGACUCCGAUCCGUGUCUUAAUAAACAGCAGAUCUUCGAUUUGUUCCAGAAUUGUAUAAAGCUCGCCAGCGAAAAUAAAAUUAAUCAGAAAAAUACUUGGGAGUUGAACUUGAUUGAUCAUCUUACUGAUAUUAUUAAGGCUGAAGAAGAGAAUGAUACUGAGACUAAUUUUCAGAAGGCAAGCUGCACUCUUGAGGCCGGUGUCAAAAUUUAUUCACUCAGGGUGGAUUCGGUUCAUUCUGAGGCAUAUAAAGUCCUUGGUGGGAUGAAUAGAGCAGGUCAAGAAGCUGAGCAAGACACUACACUGGAGGGUGUUAAUGUUGAAAAUGGACAAGAAGGAAGCAGGAAAGAGACAGAUAAAAAGUUGUCACCUUUGUCAACACUGGAAUCAUCUUUUGAGGUUCUCAAUGUAAAGAAGUUUGAUGCUGCCUUUGUCGUUGAUCCCCUGUAUCGCCAGACAACUGCAAAAUUUGACGAAGGAGGAGCCAAAGGUCUUUUAAUGAAUAAUCUCGGUGUAUAUGGUGGAUGUAGGCUGCUGUUUGAUUCACUAGAAGUACCUGCAAAGUGUAUGGAAAGCCAAAAUGAACCUGAUAUUUCAGAUACCAUUGAUCUUUCUUUUGCCAGAGAUUGUGUUGAGGAGAUAGUAUUAGAGAUGCGUGUGAAAGAUGAAAUUUCUCCAACUCUGAGGACUAUAGUAAACCAGUUCGAUGAAAAUAAUAAAAGGCCUACUGGUUUUCAACUUCCUGGCCAGAAUUCAGCGGAAGAGCUUGAUGCCGAUUUUAAUUGUGAAAAUGGCGCUGACAGAGAAGAAUAUGACAAUGGCGCGACCUGGAGUGAUGAUCAUGAUGACCAACCAGUCAUUGCUGACCUAGGCUCUAAUGAUGCAGACCCAAGUUUCUCUAGUUAUCCUCAGGAAAAUGAGCAGUUUCCCUCCACAGAUUCUGAUAUGGAUGAUAGAUUUGAAAAUGUUGAUGGUUUCUUAUUCUUGAGUCUGGGUUUUAAUUCAAAACAUAAUGCAUGGGCAGGCCCUGAUCAUUGGAAGUAUAAAAAAUCCAAAGUCUCUGAGGUUCAACCUACUUCCGAAGAUGGGUCAACCCUGAAACCUAGGCAGACAAAGAGUAAGAAACAAGCCGAAGUUGAUUUAGAUUUCACAAAUUCUCUGGAGAAAGACUUGUCUGAUAUAUUUGCUCCUCCGAAGAAUCCCAAAACAUUACUUCUCCCUGAAAGCAGAUCGCCUUGCAACACAAAACUUCCAGAGGACUGCCACUACCAGCCAGAGGAACUUGUCAAGCUAUUUCUGCUUCCGGAUGUGAAGUGUCUUGGGAGGAGGGCAAAAAGAUUCUCAGAUGCAGAUGGAUCUAGAGAUCAAUUCAACGAGAAUGAUCCAUUCCCUUCUUGGGACAAUGGAAGUGCUUGCGGUGAUGAUGAGGCUGGUGAUUAUGAAGGUGAUCAUCAUAGUGACAUAGAGGAUCCAGGCACUCUUAUUACACAGCCACGUCAGGUCAGUAAAAUAGAAGUCCAGUAUGACAAAACGUCCAAACAGGUUGAUGUUCAAGUGCUAAAAGUUACUCUUUGGGACCACGUUCAAGAAUCUGUUAAGCUUUCUCCUGUUCAGGAUCAAGAAGAGAUAGUAUCUUUCAAAAAUUUAUUGGCUAAUUUUCCUGGUGAAUGCAAUGCCGCUGCAAACAUCAGUGACAUUUCUCCUCAUUUGUGCUUCAUAUGUUUACUGCAUUUGGCAAAUGAGAAAGGAUUGAGUAUCCAAAGCUUCCCCAACUUGGAUGAUCUUUCAAUAUGCCUUCCACCUGUUGGUGAUACUCAUUAAUUCUGCAGUUCAGGAAUUAGAAAAUAGUUCGUUUUCAGAUGGAGAUUGUAACAUGUCGCUUUUGGUUAUGGUUGUUCAAGUCUCAUCAAGUAAUUGUCUGAUCUAUUGAGAUGUAAAUUAGCUCUUCUUCAUGACAGAGUUAACUCAUGUUGUGCUCCCAUUUGUAUCCUAUAAUUUGGAUUGAUUCUUGUGUCAAAUACUCAAAGUUGAUGAAUGGAUGAAUGACUGACUGACUGUUAUAGCACUACCCCAGCCUACAUUUUCUGUAUUAACAAAUAUCAAACUAAAUUAAUCAUAUUUCUCACAAGUAAUCAUAAAUUAGUUAAUAUACUGA
Messenger RNA from Medicago truncatula (barrel medic), 2450 nucleotides. RefSeq names its product condensin complex subunit 2. Gene Ontology annotation, biological process: mitotic chromosome condensation. The coding region runs from base 116 to 2116 and encodes 666 amino acids. The transcript has 14 exons. Gene Ontology annotation, molecular function: chromatin binding. Lineage: Eukaryota; Viridiplantae; Streptophyta; Magnoliopsida; Fabales; Fabaceae. Gene Ontology annotation, cellular component: condensin complex. The record is from RefSeq and is a predicted model, not a curated record.